Messenger RNA from Ixodes scapularis (black-legged tick), 3398 nucleotides. RefSeq lists its product as uncharacterized. Lineage: Eukaryota; Metazoa; Arthropoda; Arachnida; Ixodida; Ixodidae. The transcript is spliced from 8 exons. Bases 92 to 1090 code for a protein of 332 amino acids. The record is from RefSeq and is a predicted model, not a curated record. Gene Ontology annotation, molecular function: transcription cis-regulatory region binding.
UUCAGAUGCUUUCUUGCUGAAGAGAGACCAUGCGUUUGCUAUCGAAACGCGCAAAAAUGGCAGUCUCGUCUUAAAAACACUCACGGGCGCGAUGUCCCCACCGACGUACGGCAACAGCGAAAAUUCAGAAAUUGCGAACCUGGGCAACUGCAAACCUUCAAAUGAUAGGCUCGGUUUGCUGGUCAAGAAGGUUUCCGACCGAUGUGGACAGCCGACAGCGGUACCGACGGCCGAACCGACAACCAAACCGACAGCCAACACAAAAGAGCCACGCAAGCGGUCAUCCGCUAAACUUCUCCUGGUGCAAGACUUCCUGAUCCCAUGCCUGGAGGACGAACGCUACGGGCGGGACCUGGUGUGGAUGAAGCGCCAGAAGGGCAUCUUUUGCAUCAACUGGAUGCACCAGGGCAGCAGGGCUUGGUCCAAGGACCAAGGAGCAGUCUUCAAGGACUGGGUGCACAUCAAGUCUGGCUGGCAGAAGGACGACCCUUUGGGGAUGGUCAAGGCCAAGCAGCGGAUACGGGCGGCCUUCUCGAAGAGCCCGCACCUCAAGUGCAUCUACAAGUGCAAUCGGUACCGCAUCUACCAGAUCAGACACAUCAAGGGACUCCUCAUCGGUCAAGCAGCAUGGUCAGACACCAGCUGUCGUGAAUGGCAUGACGUCAUCAGCGUGACGUCGAGCCCACCGAGACCCCGCCCAUGGCAAGAACAUGAAAACCCACCAUGCAGAAAGAAAAUAGCUGAACCAACGUGUCAUAAGCAGUGCAAGGCCCAAUCAGAGCUGCUCAAGUCCACGAGGCAGACGGAAAGGUCUUUGAAGAAGAAGAAGAAGAAGCGCCACAGCCCGGGGCGUCUGUACCGGACGACCUUCUGUCUUCCCAUCGUGAACCCGCUUGGGCCUCCCACCCCUCACGAGAUCUUCCUUUCGACGGGCGAUGCAUCGUGGUUCUUGCACGAGGAGCUGUGUGAUUACCGGGUGCUUGUCAAGUGUGUAUACCGAGGUGGAGUCGACCAGGAGUUUUUCGAUCAGCUGGAACAGGCACAUUCGUCGCGAGCCGACGGACGCGGCUCGUCUCGCCCUGGCACCUGAACCGAGGAUUCAUUCCGUUGAAGUCAAGCGGCGGUACGACUGCGGCACACGGUCGUUUCGGAGUAGUCCUUGAAUAGGAAGGCGUGCGGAACUGUUUCGUGCCGACCGACAAUGUUUCUGCGGGUGUCGCACGUGGCUGGAGGACUUUCUUGUCAAGGAAUUUCUAAUCGAGUCGAGCGAAUUCAAAUUGUUGUCACACAAAAGACGGGAGAGAGAAAAAAAAAUGGGUGUUGCGUCAUCCUCAACAGAGGGGAGGAAUUGCUCGGCAAUGGGGCCAUAGAAAUAUUGUGCUCUUUUAAGAGCGCCGCAAUUUCGUUAAACGGUGCCAUGCCAUUCUUUUGUUGGGCAUUAUCCGCCAAAGUUUGUCAGCUCCAGGAUCGACGAAACACUGCAUUUAUAUCGUUCAGUCUUGGGUGCAUUAAUGUCUACCGCAUAAUCAAAAUUUGUUUCAUUUCCUCUUUUUUUUUUUGCGAUCAAUUCUGCACAAAUUUUGUUUUAGACAAUUUUCUCAUGUUCACUUGUGCCAUCAUGUCAACUUUUCUCAGGAAAAAAAAAUGCUGUUUUUUUUUUGUUUUUUUUUUUUUUUUUUUUUUGCAUUACAGAAUUGUUUGUACAUGUGACGACAGGUCUAGUUCUACCUUCGGAAGGUACGAUUUCCGGACUCGGUUUUCUUCUCGUUUUGAGCCAGAGUCGCCAAGUCACUAUGGGUUUCCGAAAUCACCGCUGUAGCAUGGCAGUCUGUUUUCCGGGUCGCUAUACUUUGUUCACCUCUAGGCUGACAGUGCAGCAGUAGCUAUGUGCUUGUUAAACCAGUCGUGCGUAUACCUUUCAGCGCAUGAUAAUGUUUCCGCCCGUACCCCCGUAAGGAGAGUGUGGUCAGGUGAUCAAGGGAAGGUGGCUGAUUGGUUUGGUGAACAUAUAGCUCCCACUGCACUGUUAGCUUAGGACUGAAAGGAGUAUAGGUAGAUGUUGAAAGUGAUUUAGCAACGUGAUGCAUUUAUAUUAUGGUUAAGGUGUGACGGCCAUGUCCUCUUAAUCACAGCGAGUUUAGGACGGGUGUUUCCUAAUGAAGUCAUAAGAUUGUUUUAAUGAAUGUAAAAGUGAUUGAGCUAUUGCUAUUAUCUUUUGUCAAUGUGAUUGCUGUUAACAGCUGUCUCGUCGAGUUGGCUCGUAGGCAGGAGCUUUGUAUAAGUUUGCAGACGAAAGGUGUCUUAGGUUUUUUUUUGUAAUUACUGGAAAAAAAAAAUUACUAAAAAAAGCUGGUAGGGUUUGUCUGUUUUUUGUUUUUUUUUCUGGUUUCGAUUUGCUUUGUUUGUGUGCUAUGAAUGCAGUUUCAACUGGUCUUAGUAUAUCGGAUUUGCACAAAUAUAAUAUGAUUUUUACAAUUUUUUUUUUUAAUUAUGUGUUUCAGAACACACAUCUUGCGUUAUAUUUGGAAUCGAGCUCAGCCGCAAGGCGCGCGAGUCUGGAGAAGGCCAUCCCUCCGACUGAAAAUGGGAGAUUGGGUGUGUAAAUAAAUGGGGUAUGGAGAAGAAAGUUGUUAGUUCUUGCACCACAAAAAGGGAGGAAUAGAAAAUGUUGAAAGCAUUUUCUGUCGUUUUUAUGUUUGUGCAACACAUGCUGCCCGCUAUGAAAGACAGUUAAGAACAUGACAUACUUGUAAAAGUGCAGUUCGCUUUCACAAGUAUGUCAUGUUCUUAACUGUCUUUCAUAUCAUCUCGUAGGUCUUUAUGUGUUAAGUGUAAUUUGGCAGCACAGUAUACAUCCAAAUGACAAACCAACUAGCUCAAAUCCAAGCAUUGUUAGCAUUAUGAGUAAUCUUUUUUUUUUUUUUCUUUUAGGGGCUUCAAAUAGUGUCCUCGCGUUAUAUUCGUAGUCACAUUAUAUUCAUGCAAAUACGAUAAGCUGAAAGUCUCAAUUUAAUGGCUGCAUUUUUGCUUACACUGUUUGAAAUGAAAUUUCCAGAAGUGUGGCAUCAGAAACAUGAAAGGGAGGAAAUAUUUUAUGAAAGAGUUUUUUUUACUCAUGAUUGUCAUAAUGUGUGAAAGCUGUUUUGCAUCGUCGAUAACAAGAAACGUUCAUGCGACGUAGGAGCGUAAACACAUUUUCCAGACGCUAAUUAGCUCCUGGCAAAUACUUUCUAAAUGCCUUGUCUGUUUUCCCUUUUUUUCCAUCUUCAUGGGCAUUUUUGAUUACAUAUAGUGUAGUUCUAUGUGUUGAUGCAGAGGAUUCUGUUAUUGUGUCUGGGAAUUCUAUCUACUGAAAAAGAUUCCAAACAUUCUGCAAUAAACAAGUUUCUUUAUGUUCA